ACUCUAUUGAAAAAGAAAAGAUUGUAAUUACACCUUUAAUUUUCUUUCAUUCUUUGUUUGAUGUAAAUUGUUUCUCUUGAGAAGUUGAAAGGAAUUUAUUUUUUUUGAACUUCUUUGGUUUUGAUUAGUGAGAAUGGAAAGAGGAAAAGAAAAUGAAGGACAAACAAAAGGGGAAGAUAACAAAUCAUUGCAGGUCUCAUCUGCUCUACUUCGCGAGGACAUUGUCUAUCUUCAGGAUUUCGUAGAGAGGUUAAAGAAUGAACAAGAUCAAGUUGAAGAGCUGAAAUUUUUGUUGGCAUGUUUACAGCUAUGUUAUUACAUUUCCGAUGCUGAAAUGUCCUGCAUAUCAUAUCUGGUUCAAUCACUUCUUCAUCAGAGUAGUGGAGAUGACAUGAUGGUCAAAUUAACAGAUCAUGUCGUUCCUCGCCUCCUUGAAAACAUCACAAGUUCUAAAAUCUCAGAUCAUCUUCAUUCUGCUGCCAUGAAUAAGGAUCAGUUGGAUGAACUUUUGGACGUGCUCCUCGUGAAUCUCCAUAACAUACCCAAGGUUCGUGUUGAGUUGAUUUCCCCGUCAAUGACUCAAUAUGAGCUUCUUCAGAAUGUGUUUGGCAAUUUAAGAGAUUUCCAUGCGCUGAAAGUAAAUGGUUGUGUUGAGUAUGAGACAAUCGAAUAUGUCUUACCGCAGUUUCAACUUACUGCAGAGAGAGUUGGACACUUCUGUUUUGUUCUUUUGUCUUAUCAUCUUGAUAAAACAGAUGAAGUCAAUUCCAUGCUGGUCCAUCUACUUUUGAAGAUAAUUCCGGUUUCACUGGAUGUUAUGCACAUAUGUUGUACAAAUUUGAAAGGUUCAAACUCAGAAGAAGUUGGAUUUUUCAUCAAGCAGCUCCUAGAAGCCUCUCCGGACAUUCUUAGAGAAUCUCUGAUUCAUCUACAAGAGCACAUGCUUAUUAAUGCUGUUACUCCUAGUGCUUCAACAUAUAACAUUCAUGUCAUGAUAGAGUUCCUAUUGAUUAUUCUUACUGAUGGGCUCAAGGCCGUUAUUCGUCAUGACAAAUUGUUUGUUCUCUUGGCACGUGUUAUACAACUUACCAAGGAGGUAUUUGUUUUUUUCCGUAACUUAGAAGAGAACAUGAAUGAAGCAAGUGGUUCAAAUCUAAACUUGCUGGAAAACAUUGAACUCCUGAAGGUUGAUCUCAAGAAUGAUUUCUUAAAAGCUCGUGCAAACUCGUCUCCGCUCCCCUUCCCCAUGAGUGAUGGGCCGCUCUUCAUGACUCUUCUGCUCACAAACUUAAAAGACUUGGCCUAUUCCAAUGCUUAUUCAGUUUCUUUGAUAAAAGAAGAAAUUAAGCAGGUGAAACAAGACCUGGAAAUCAUAAGAUCGUUGUUCGGUUAUGCUGAGCAAGAGUUGCAUAAAGAUCUUUGGACUCGUGUUCUAGAUUUGGCACAUGAGGCGCAACAUGCCAUUAACUCAAUUCUUGCCCGAGAUCAUGGUUUAUUGCAGCUUAUCUUCAUACUUCCUGAUACCGUAGAAAAGAUCAAGCUUGUCAAAAAAGAGGUACAAGAAAAGAUCUCCGAGAGCAGCGGUAUUAUUGUUGCAAACGCUCCCAACAAGCCGGUUGAAAGAAACUCAUCGUGUACAGUUGGUAAAAUAAUUGUAGGUUUUGAGGAGGAGACAGAGUGGAUAAUUAGGAAGCUCACCAGCGGACCAGCUGACAUAGAUGUCAUUUCCAUAGUCGGCAUGCCUGGGCUUGGAAAAACUACUUUGGCUUACAGAGUGUAUAAUCAUAAGUCCAUUGUUGAUCAUUUCGACGUUUGUGCUUGGUGCACAGUCGACCAGGAACGUAAUGAGAAAAAGUUGUUGCAGAAAAUUUUCAAUCAAGUUAUUGGUUUGAAAGAAAGAUUCAAUGAGGAUCAUGACAUAGAUGAUGACGUUGCUGAUAAGCUGCGGAAACGACUAUGUGGAAAGCGGUACCUUAUUGUCUUGGAUGACAUGUGGGAUACUGAUACAUUGGAUGAGCUAAUGAGACCUUUUCCUGAAUUUCAUAAAGGAAGCAGAGUGAUUUUAACAAGUCGGAAAAAGGAAGUUGCUUUGCAUGGAAAAUGCCACAGUGAUCCUCUUUAUCUUCGAUUGCUAAGAUCAGAAGAAAGUUGGGAGUUAUUAGAGAAAAGGGUAUUCGGAGAAGAAGGUUGCCCUGAUGAACUAAAGGAUGUCGGAGAAAAGAUAGCUCGAAGGUGUGGUGGUCUUCCUUUAGUAGUUGAUCUAAUCGGUGGAGUCAUUUCAAAGAAGGAAAAGAAAGAGGCUUUGUGGGCUGAAGUUCUGAAUGAUUUGAGUUCCUCUAUUUUUAAGGAUGAAGAGGAAGUUGUGAAGGUUAUACAAUUAAGUUAUGACCAUUUGUCAGAGCACGUAAAGCCGUGUUUUGUUUAUCUUGCAAGUUUUCUAAAGGACGAAGAUAUAAGUAUGUCUAAGUUGAAUGAUUUGUGGAUUUCUCAAGGACUUGAGAUGAAAAGUGCAGAAGAAGUAGUGGAUGAGUUAAUUUCGAGUAGUUUGGUAAUACCUUUCAAUAAUUUCAUUUUCAAAAUUCAUGAUCUUGUGCAUGACUUUUGUGAUAUAAAAUGUAGAAAGGAAAAGUUGCUUCACUUCAUAAGAGGUUCAAAAGCUCCGUCUUCUUCGGAUCUUAUGACACGUGGAAUUAUCGUUCAUUAUAAUCAUUAUGUAUAUCCUUUGGAUGAGUAUUUCACGGUGUUUGAUCCAGAACAGAAUAUUCCCUAUGUUAAACACCUCCUCAAUCUGAAGGACUUUGGCAUGUAUGUUCGUCUUUCCUACAAGAGUCACCUAAAACACUUUAGGCUUCUCAAAAGUUUGGAUUUGUGCGGCAUAACAUUGCCAGAAUCUUUGCUGAAUGAAAUCGGUAUGCUCGUUCAUUUGAAGUACUUAAAAAUUUGGAUGAAGGCAAAAGUUCUCCCUCCGUCAUUUUCAAAUCUCUGCAAUCUAGAAACUCUGAUGGUGAUUAACGGGAAUCAGUCAUGCAUGAUACUCUCACCUUGUUUUUGGAGUCUCGCAAAGCUACGAGUUGUGAAGAUGAAUUUGGAUGCUGUGUUUGAUCCGGUCAUCACUGUGUUAGAAAAUUUGACAACAUUACAUGAUCUCUACCUUCCCGGUUUCGAAGACACGGAGGAUAUUUUCAAAAGGUUUCCUAAUCUUAAAAACCUUCAAGUCUGUAUCAGAGAACAUAUACCAGAGAAGAUACGUUUUCCAAGAUUUGAUGUCCUUAAUGAACUUGAACAACUCAGUUUCUCUGUUUCUUUUCGGAAUUCUUUCGCUGAAUAUACACACGGCUUCCCUUUGAGCUUGAAGAUACUGAAGUUGGAAGAGUUCGCUGUGACAUCCGAUACACUUUCAAGACUACCCAACCUUGAAGAACUAAGUCUAGAACAGGUAAUCAUCGGGGAGGGCAAAGAAUGGAACAUGGAAGAUCAUGUCGUUUUCCAGAAUCUCAAAUCUCUAAAAUUGUCUUGGCUGAAAUUUUCUAAAUGGAACAUGGAAGAUCAUAUCAUUUUCCAGGAUCUCAAAUAUUUAGAAUUGAAAUAUUUGAAUUUUUCAGAAUGGAAGGUUGAUGCAGAGAAAUCCUUUCCCGUGCUCGAGGAACUAUUUAUAAGUGGAUGUGAUAAGCUUAUGGAGAUCCCAGACAGUUUUGGAGAUAUUGCGUCAUUAAAGUUUAUCAAUGUACGGUACAGCCCUCAGCUUAAAGAGUCGUUGUUCAAAAUUAAGGAAUAUGUUGAAGAAAUGACCGGAGAAGACAAGCUUGACGUAGAAUUCUACCAUUGGGGGUCUUAAUAAUGUGAGUAUGAAUACGAAUUUUAGAAAUGUUAUGUUAUAUUAUACAAUAUAUAUGAUCAGAUGAUAUAUGUAUGUAUGUGUGUAUGUAUUCUUCCAAACAUAUUCCUUAAUUAAGUUAUUGUAUACGUGCUUAUUUUUCGUUA
This is a messenger RNA of Solanum pennellii, 3981 nucleotides long. Its product is annotated as putative late blight resistance protein homolog R1A-3. The transcript is spliced from 3 exons. Gene Ontology annotation, molecular function: ADP binding. Gene Ontology annotation, biological process: defense response to other organism. Bases 134 to 3835 code for a protein of 1233 amino acids. Lineage: Eukaryota; Viridiplantae; Streptophyta; Magnoliopsida; Solanales; Solanaceae. The record is from RefSeq and is a predicted model, not a curated record.